Nomia melanderi (Alkali bee) is the source of this 7925-nucleotide messenger RNA. Lineage: Eukaryota; Metazoa; Arthropoda; Insecta; Hymenoptera; Halictidae. The record is from RefSeq and is a predicted model, not a curated record.
AGAGGCGCCGGCCGACGGGGAGCCCAUGGUGCCGUGCGCGCAGGGCCGCGUGAUCGUGGAGACGGCGAGGCCGGCGCUGCCGUACUUCGCCACGUGCACCGGAUACCGUCGAGCAGUGGUGGUCAGCAGCGCGCCGAGCGAGAUCGCGGCGAGCGUCUCGGGCGCGUCGGCGAGCAUCGCGCAGAUCGACCGGCAGUCGUCGUCCUCGAGCGGCAUGGGCGCGAUCAGCAAGACCAUCCCGUUGCAGAGCACCGCGGCCAGGCCCGAGGAGCUGGGCGUCACGUCCUGGUUCCUCGAGGAUUACCCAAGCGUGGUCGACUCGUCGCCGGGGCCGACGGCCGACCGCGGCUCGUAUCCCUCCUACCUGUACGUGGACCUGGAGCCGUCGAACAGCAAGCAGGACGCGACGUCGACGCGGAACAGCAGCAUAGACAGCGAGCUGCCGAGGCCGUCGUACGUCAGCGCCACGCCGAGGAAAGCGUACAUGGACCUGCAAGACGCGAUCGCGCUGCUGGACGAGACCUGCCCGAACCAGGAACCCAGCCCGUCCCUCACGCCCAGGACGCCGAGGACGCCCCUGACCCCGCACCCCAGGAACAAGCGGGCGCGGUCGAAGAGCAGCGACAACUCCUCCAACUACAGCAACGACCGGCUCAGCGACCGCUCCUUCGAGUCCCGCGCGCAGGAGAAGGAGAAGCGGCGGCCGUUCCUCAAGAAGAUCGGCAUAUCGAAGACGGAGGACAAGCCGUUCCUCGCGAAGAUCGCGCCGAAGAUCAUCGGGAAGCCUUACCUGGAGAAGAUCGGGCCCAGCAAAGCGGUGGAGAGGCCGUUCUUGGACAAGAUCGGCUCCUCGAAGACUUUGGACAAAUUCACGUUCGAGACACCCAAGCACGACAGGAGGACGGUGGUCAGGAGCGAGACGCUCAAGGACGAGGGGAAGAGGAUCUCGAUCCCGGGACUGAGGAAGCUGGUGGGACAGAAGACGACGGAGGCGUUCGCCGCCGAGAGGAGGCGGUCCGGCAAGGGCACGCUCUUGAAGAUGUACUCGUUCGAGACCGAGGACCUGGAGUCCACCGUUCAGGCGAAGGACAACAGAGACCCGCUGCGCGGCGUGUCUCUGGACGACGUGCUGGACUCGGGGCCCAGCUCGCUGCCCCUGGAAUCCACCGCCGAAGAGGAGCCCCAGCAGGAGGCGAAGGAGAGGACCGUGAACGGCGCCGAGCUGCUCAAGUGUCGGGUGACCACCAGCGAGGAGAUCAUCUUCAGCAGCGCGAGCUUCGGCUCGGACAAGGAGCCGAACAGCUGGGGCAACUCGCCGAAGAAGAAGCGGCAGCCGAAGAAGGACGCCGCGACGCCCACGCACUCGAAGGCCGCGGGCUCGCAAGACGGCGACAGCGUGCCCAACUCGCCGACGAAGCGGCCGAUCGCGAACGUGUCGCCGGACCGACCCGACUCGCGGCCCGGCUCCCUGCAGAAGGCCGUCUGCUCGCCGCUGAAGACCAGGAGGCAGACCUACGAGGACAUACUGGAGAGGAACGGCAAGAGCGUCGACGAGCCGAAGCCGAGCAAGCAGGCGCAGUUCGAGCGGCGCGGGAUUUCCUCGGACGACCUGCUGUCGAAGGACAGAGCCUCCUGCGAGUACCAGGCGAGGGAUCGGAUGGAGAGAGGCAGGGAGACCACGUCGGAGGACUCGCUGGCCCACCGGAUCGGCCAGGAGUACACCAAGGAGACGUUCAAGCAGCUGCAGGACAAGUUCAAGCGCCACGAGGUGCCGACCGAAACCUACGCGGAGUUCAAGCGACGCACCCGGGGAAGCGUGCAGAGCAUAAUCGCCAGGCAGCACGAGAUGAAGGCCGAUCUAACGGAGACUCCGGACGACGGGUCGAAGGACGCUAAAGCUAGGUCGGAGGAGGCGUCGGAGGCUCCGUCGAAGGACGAGAAGGAGUCGAGCAGGUCGGACAGUGUGCGGAGCACCGUCAGGUCGGUGCUGAAGAAGCAGCAGGGCGUGGAUCAUCCCAGCGACCCGGAGGACGCCGCCGCUUCCGUCAGGCGGCCGAAGCGGUGGAUCAUUCACGAACCCUCGCAGGAGACCAUGGACUUGCUGACGGAGCUGAGGAAGGUGAAGAGCCAGCUGAGGACUCCGUCGCAGGACAGGGACCUGGAUCUCGACAAGAAGCCGGCGAGACAGCCCAGGCGCAUCCUCCUGACCGACAAGGAGUUCUGCCUGUCCGUCGAGAGGGAGAACAGCAUCAGGCGUCCGUCCAGGGUGUUGAAUUCGUUGGAGACGACGGAGGAAGGCAGCUUGGAGGCGAAGCAAGAAGAACCUGCGAAAGAGGAUGAGGAGAAGGGGAAAACGGAGGAAGCGGAAGGUAAGGUUCCUGGGCCAGCUCUGUUCGAGAAGAAGUGUCUCUCGCUGGACUACGCGGACGAAGAGAAGCCGCACAAGCCGGAGGCCAGAGCCAUCUCCUUGGCUUCCACCAGGAAUCUGCCGUCGGAGACCGAGGAGACCGCGGACUAUUCCGAUAUGGCGCUGAACUGCGACUCGAAGAGCUGCUCGUCGGACGUGUUCAACAGUCCGACCGAGGAGUACGCGGAAGUCGACAUCGCGAUCCCGAUCGAUCAGAAGGCGAACAGCCCGAAGAGCAGGGUUCAAGUGCAAGGGAGGACGAGCGACCUGUACGAGAUCAUAUCCCCGAGAUCGACGCCUUUCCGAAUGAAAAAGCGACUCGGCAAGAUCUCCGUCGAGGAGACCGUCAAACCGGAGAGUUUCACCCUAGGUUCGAAGGUCGACUGCCGAUCAGCCGUUGCACAGAAACGGACCAAGUGCUUCCCUUUAUAACGCAUGCCGACCUGCCGGUGGGCGAAACACUCUCUGUGACGGCGCUUGCCCGACUUUGCUCCGGGAGAAGUCUGGGCAGACGGUUGCGGGCGAAGUUUCACGCGGGAUUUUCUCUUGGUUCCUUUGCUAUUGUUAAUUCAUUGAAGAAUUUUUAAAGGAACUUGAGUUUAGGUGUCUGUUUCGUGAAUAAUUUAAUGAGGGAUCAUUGUUCGUACAGUCCAAGAUAAUUUGAUCGUUGAAUGUUGCAUUGAAUUUUAUAUUUGUUGGAGCUUCUAGAAUUCUAAUCAGCUUCCACUCGUGAAGAGAAGUCUGAAAGUUCAUUGACAUGUUUAUGAUGUCUGUUAGAAUAUUUGGAAUAUUGUUAAUAUCGUUAAUCGAGAUAUUUAUAAUAUUGUUAUUAAUCAGUUUACUGUGAAAGACGCAGUCUUACUACUCUUUCGAAAGCGUUUUUCUUUCAAGAUUCUAUCGCGGUAGUUCAAUUCUUCGUAAUUCGACGAUUACACCAAAACUGACGGGAUUCUAUUCGAAACGGAAGAAUUUUACACUUGAAAAAUUGGAAAAUAUUCUGAGAAGCACGCAACGAUACGCGUUCGCGCGAUCGAGAUGUCGAUACGGUGUCGUCCGGACGCGCGUUUACCUCCGCCCUCAGCUUCUAUCAGAGCGAAAACGGCAAUUAACAUUUGCAGCUCGCUCUUGGGGAUCAUCGUGCACGCUCCCUCAACCGAAUAGACCCUCCAACUUUCCAUUCACAGCGAAAUUUUCACCGCAACAUCAUCCGCAGAGAAAGAGAAGGAACGCGGCGCUGUCGAACAACCACGAACCGUCGCUUUUCUCGCGUGUACCGAUGAACAAUCAAUGAAUUUAGUCUCCUCCGUGCGAUCUUGGAGACGGGAACCGUACGCAACGGAGAAUUCGGUGCUGUUCGAAGGAAUCGAACGAUUUUAAACAGCGUUUAAGCGAUUCGAACCUCCUCCAGCUCGAGAAACGGAACAUCUUCCCUGCGAACGAUCGUUACUGCGUCCCCGAACGAGAGGGAACCGUUCGAUCGUGCUUCGAAUCGAUACAACCCGCAAGGUAUAUUCUAAAAAACGUAUCCCGACCACUUUUUAACCGACGUUUCGCGAUAGGAAACGGCUCGAAGAAGCUCGAUGGCCACUCCGAAAAAACGAUGUUCACGAUGUUAGUCGUUGAAGAUCCCUCGCGCAGGUCAACAUCCAUCAACGACGUGACUCCUCUCUGUCGAGCAGUGCCUUGUUCGUGGAUAUAUUUAUUUAAACGAAGUAAAAAUGCAAAAAAAAAGAUAAAAGAAAUCCUAUCAAAGAUAUUAUUAAUGAAAAAAAAAACGUGAAUAAUAAAAUUCCGACUACGGGCCGGAUUUUCUGAAUGGGUCCACGGAGUUGCGCUUUCGACGAUACGCGACUGACGGCGAUCUGGUCCUUGAAGGCUGUUUCGUAUGUGUCCGACCAUUGAAACGAUCCUGCUCCCUUGAAACGCAGACCAGAGACCGGAGUUGGGCACGGUUUCGUUCGAUGCACUCGUAGAAUUAUGAUCUACGGUGCUCGAUUUAUGUACUCGUCUUAUUUUACUCUUGUUUUAAUAAUUUUUCCUCUUUUGAUUGAUAUCUCGGAGAUUAGAAAUACAAGAAGUCACUGUAUUUUCAGUCUUAAACAUAUAUUUAUCGAAUUCUAUCGCGAAGAAUUAUUCUCUGCUGAAAUUUCAUUAACACUAGAAUUAGUGGUUUCGAUUUUUCUGAUUAGCAAUUAUUAUCUUCGAAGCAUUGAAUAUUCGAAAUGAUUUUGAAAAUAGUUUCAUUUCAGUACUAUAAUGAAUGUCUGAAGAAACUGAAAAUAAUCUAUUGUUACAAUUUUUAUAGGAAUCGCAUAUUAAUCGUAUUAAAUGCUCGGUAGUUCUAGUUAAUUAGACAAAAGUAGACGUACAAAAUUCAGAAAAAUGGUAAAUGCAUAGUACUAACAAUAAAGGCUGUCAAAGCGUCAGCUUGCAAUUCUAACUCGAUACCUUAUCUUUCAUUUAUAAUAAAUAAACUGAUAUUUACAAUGAAUUACUUUUAUUAGAAACAAACUUGUAUUAAAUAAUUCCAUUUAUAACUGACCAUAACAAAAUCAACGUUCUAUUUACUAUAUUCGAUUACUUAUAUUAUUACUUAUAUCACUAUAUUGGAAAUCAUUUGUAAAGAUAACCAAGUGCCCAUCUCUGCCGAAGACUAUAAUUACCGACGACCGAUGAUCUGUCCGAUGAACCUCUCGCGAUUUCCUCUACAUCCCCCGACCGACGAUUCCGAUCGUCCUCGUGUUCGUUAAUCCGACACGGGAAGCUACGAAACCCUCGAACAUUUCUCCGAUUCGACGAAAUCUGUCCCGAAGCGACCGGAAAGCAUGGAUCGAUGGAUCAAAGGGACGAUCGUGACGGAUACCCGAGGCUCACGAGAGUGCAACUCCCACGCUUGCCAAGCCUAUUCCCUGUUCGGCAAAGCGCGUGACGUUUUAAUGACACAGAAUAUAUAUAUACAUAUGUAUAUAUAUAUAUAUACAUACACGAAUAGAUAUAUGUAUAUAUACAUAUUAACGAUAACAGAUUGUUGCGUUCCUCUUAUAAUUUUUUAGAGGUAGAUAGGAUCGAUAACGCACUUCACGGAGUAACACAGAAAGUAAGUAACGAUUAACGCGAAUGUGCAGGGUGAUCACGAAAAGUGAGCGAACGAAGUACCGAUAGUGAUUCUAUAUUUUUUACAAAAAUUAUCCACAGGAGAUCCUCCGGAAAAAUUGUAUAAAAAUAUUUCUCGCUGAUUUCUCUUAUUUCUUGUCGAAGAAACAUUCGAAGCCUGGCAAGCUUUCUCACGAACCACCCUGUACGUUACAUAUGUAUAGAGUGCCUGAUAUGUUUUGCAUCGCUUCCGAAUUAUAUUCGCGAUCCUUGGCUGAGAAUGAGUAUGUUGACAAAGUCACUUUGUCCCGUAAGUAAGUUGAAAGUAUAAAAACGAACGUCGCUGCGGUGUUCGCGAAAAUUUCAAUUUUAACCCUUUGAGUGCUGUGGGCGUAUAUGUGCGUCCUCCCUUUUUAAUUUCACAGGUGUUAUGGCGACAAUUAUAAGCGUACGUUUCUUGGCACCAUUGAAUUUCAUGAAACUAAGGAAUCACGGUAACAAUUUAGUUACAACUUACUUAAUUACACGAAUCAACAUGAUUUACCAAUUCUCAGAUGAACAGCAAAAUAUUCCGUCCACGCGGAACGUUUUGGCUAGAAUUAUUCAGCACCCAAAGGGUUAUGUCCGUUCGUUAGGUGACUUUCUUCAGUCUGUUUUUAUUCGCGAAUCUAUUAGCGAAGUUUGUAGGAACUUCUCGGACACUCUGUAGACAAAUGUAUACAGAGUGAUCCGGCACUGUUGCAACGAGAACGAGACGAAACCGAACGAAACCAUAGAACGGAAUUGUUUCUCGUUAAGCUUCGUUUUCACGACGGCUGAAGGUGUCGAAGGGAAAUCUUCAUUUAAUUGAUCUUGAUAAAUGCGGCAGCUUGUACCAAGAAUUGUUGGGACACCCUGUAUACGCGAGGAAAAGUACACAACACACUGUCGUUACACGGAUGAAACAUUUGUACGUAUUCUAUGACUAUUAGAGACUAAAGCGAGUUGGUAUAUACAUAUAUAUAUUAUAUCAUAUAGUAUAUUAUGUAUAUUUAUACAUACACACGCGUAUACUCGGCGUGUGUGUAUUAAUACCUAGACAGGUAUAUUGUACGGAUCCUGUGGUUGACGAAAUGUGCCAAACAAAGAUACGAUUUAUUGUAUGUUAACGAGCUACGUUUGUUGUAAGGCGUACAGGCUGUUCAGGGAACACGUGGCCCCAUUCAACGCUGCGUACUUCUUGGACACCCUUUACCGAUGUACCUAUAGAGAGGGCGGACGCGGGUGUGCGACAUCGCAAGCCGAGGAUGGCAAAAUAGUGUGUUAAGCAUAGAAAAACGUCCGACGAUGAAACGUUCCACAAAGUGGCGUGUCGUUUUCUAUAACUGAUAUACCGGGUGAGCCGUGCGUCGCGAUCGGGACGAGUAUUCUCGCUGCUGUCGAUGAGGAAGAAGUAUCUAGUAUCAACCCUUUGCACUCGAAAGGUGACUCUCACUCACCACUUGAUUUGAUUUGCAGAAUUUUAAAGUCUUAUAUAUAAUAUUAACCAUUUGCACUCGAGAGGUGACUCUCGCUCACCACUUGAUUUCAUACAGUAAAACUAUAAAAUUUGAUAUUCAAUAUUAUAUUUCCUAUAAUGCAUCAUUUUGAGAAAUAGUCGACUUAGUUUCACAAAAUGUCGAUUUUAUCUGAUCAGAAAAUGUGAGAAUAUUUCUAGUGAAAAACUUUCGAGUGUAAAGAGUUAAGUUUUGUAUGAUGCAUCGAUAUAUGGAAUAUUGAAAUAAAAUAACUUUCCUCCUUAAUUUAUAUACGUUUCCUCGUUAAUUAGUUUCAAAGAACAUGGUCUGUAUCUCAUCGAAGAAUAUUGAAUAUUUCUAGUGGAAAACUUUCGAGUGCAAAGGGUUAAGUUUCUAUCAGAAACUCCACUUAGCAAUCUAUUUACCUCGAUUUACCAACCGGAUAAAAUGAUAAAAGAAUUUUUCUCCUGUUUUAUAAUGCUAGACACAAUUUUCAUGGAAAAAAAUUCAAACUGUCUUUUCUAUUUUCUGAUCUAGUUUUAAAAUACUUUUCAGUGUUUCCUAUUUAAGUGGAAUGUUGCAUUGCGUACCGGUAACGAGAAAUCUCGUUUUUAUAAGACACUUAGCUAUGAAACUUCGCUAAUUACAGCAUUGAAGAAAUAUAAAAUUUAAUUCGAAUCGAUUAUCUAUUUAAAACAUAUUACAUAACAAUAUGACAUCUGAGUUUCUCUAUGUACAUUGAUAUAAGUUGACCUCAGCGAAAAUUGCCGUCACAAUUCAGUUUUCUGAAAAUUAUCCGGCACGCAAUGUGUCAAGGAAUCUAUUAUAAAAUAUAUAAUUUAAUUCGAAUCGAUUAUCUAUUUAAAACAUAUUACACAACAAUAUGACAUCUGAGUUUCUCUAUGUACAUUGAUAUAAGUUGACCUCAG